AAAAAAAAAAAAAAUCCUAACGGUCAAGCUAUACACACACCUGAGAGUUGAGACAUUUCUCCUUGAACUCAACAGCUCAUGGUACGGAAGUGAAGACAUCCAACUGUGUUUCUCCUCCAGAUCUGCUACAUUUGCGACAAGAAACAGAAAAAGCAGGUCAACUGAACAAUUAGCUAAGAAGAUGGAGGAUGAGAUGAUUACCUUGAACAAUGUAAUGUCGGCCGAGCUCGCUAUUCAAAGGGAGUUCGAGUACAGAACUAAGAUGGAGCUGCUGAACUUUCAACACCUGAACCCCUUAAAACCUCUAGUUCCUUCACAGGGUCCUCCUCAAAGUCAACUGGGGUUGAAGAGAAAAGAACCGACCAGUACUUUCCAAGGCUUUCCUGAACAACAGGCUUCUUCUUCAAGUUGCCAAGUGUUCAAAAACCAUCCCUCUGUACUUGUUUGCCAUGCCUGCACGUUGGCCUUUGCUACACUGUUUCAUCUCAGGCAGCAUUGCAACAGUCGAAGACACCAUGAAAAAUUGAUUGAUUUCAAGAAGAUGGGAAGGGCUUUUAGCAACCCACUGUCAUGUGAUUUAUGUAAAUCUCCAGGCUCAAGUGUUCUUGUCAUAGAAGGUCAUCUCAAUGGACUAAAGCAUGCUCAGUCUCUUAUGGCCUUUGAGAAUAAGAAGAUGGCUAGAGCUGGACAAGCUUGGCUGCAAACUGUAAAUGAGAACGGGAGAUCUGCUCGGUGAAUUCUAUCAUAUGGAGCAGAAUCUGGAGUAUAACAUAUUGAUGCCCUGCUAAUACUCAGCUCAAUAUGUAAAAGCAGAUGACUGGGAAGUUGGUGCUUGUGUGGAUACUCUUCUCGAACAAUGAAGCAAUGUUGGAUUUAGUUUCAUAUUCCUUGCAUGUAAUCAGACUUAAUGCGAAUGAUGAGGCACAACAUUAUAGCCUUGCUGGAUCGAAACAGCAAAAUUUUUGUGUUCAGUUGGUCGGAUUGAUAGGGGUGGAACUAAAGUAGUGAAGAAAAUUGGGUGAGAAGAUGAGUACCAAUGUCAACAAAGUUGCUCAAGUUUCAUUCCUUCUCGGCCAAUGUCAGGUUUAUGUAUGUGGUAUCUCCCUUCCAUGAUGACUUGAUUGAGUCGAUAACCAAGUGACUGUAUAGAGAACUGUUUGCAUAACACUAUGUACACAUAUGCAUGUCUAUUGAUCUGUAUCUCGUAGUUCUCCCAAUCUUUGUGUGGAAGUAGUCUGUUAUAGUGUCUGUUGACUUAAUUCUGUUGGAGCUAUCGGUUUGCCACUCUAUAAAUUCAGUUUUGCAACUUUCAUCGGAACCCUGAUUCUGUCUUUUCCUGAUUCAAUUCCACAUUUACCAAUAAUUGUUCUUUCUGCUCCGAAGGCAUCACAUUUUGUUGAACAGCACAAUCGCCUUAUGAAGAUCGAGAUCUUGUUACUGCAUCAGUUUGCUGGAAUGACAAAUUUUCGUAAGAUUAAAA
Messenger RNA from Daucus carota subsp. sativus, 1480 nucleotides. RefSeq lists its product as uncharacterized. The record is from RefSeq and is a predicted model, not a curated record. Lineage: Eukaryota; Viridiplantae; Streptophyta; Magnoliopsida; Apiales; Apiaceae. The coding region runs from base 182 to 736 and encodes 184 amino acids. The transcript has 6 exons.